Molecule: messenger RNA, 950 nt
Organism: Telopea speciosissima
Lineage: Eukaryota; Viridiplantae; Streptophyta; Magnoliopsida; Proteales; Proteaceae
Product: rust resistance kinase Lr10-like
Exons: 2
Coding region: 242-940 (232 amino acids)
Biological process (GO): protein phosphorylation
Molecular function (GO): ATP binding; protein kinase activity
Source: RefSeq, a predicted model, not a curated record
UGUUAUCAUUUUGGAAGAAAAAAACAAGAGAAAUUCAAAACCUUGAGGCUUUUCUAAGGAAUUACGGAUCCCUGGCCCCCAAAAGAUAUAGUUAUUCAGACAUCAAGAAAAUAACAAAUUCGUUUCAAGAAAAAUUGGGCCAAGGUGGUUUCGGUGGUGUGUUCAAAGGGAAGCUACCAGAUGGUCGUUUGGUUGCAGUGAAAGUCCUAAAUGCCUCUAAAGAGCACUUAUCUAUGAGUUCAUGUCCAAUGGAUCUCUUGAGAAGUUCAUCCACAACAAGAAAUCAAUGAAAACAUGCCCUCACCUCGGUUGGGACAGACUACAUCAAAUUGCAGUUGGUAUCGCUCAGGGAUUAGAGUAUUUACAUCGUGGUUGUAACACUCGAAUUCUACAUUUUGAUAUUAAACCUCAUAAUAUUCUUUUGGACGAUGACUUUUGUCCAAAGAUAUCUGAUUUUGGUCUUGCUAAAUUAUGUCCUAGAAAAGAUAGUAUCAUUUCUAUGGCAGAUGCUAGAGGGACAAUAGGAUAUAUUGCACCCGAAGUGUUCUCUCAAAACUUUGGAGGGGUUUCACACAAGUCAGAUGUCUAUAGCUAUGGAAUGAUGAUACUAGAAAUGGUGGGAGGACGAAGGAACAUCGAUGUAGGAGUUGAUCACACUAGCGAGAUUUAUUUUCCACAUUGGAUAUAUGAGCAUAUUGGAGAAGGUGAACAGCUACAGUUAGACAUGGUUACAAAGGAAGAGGAAGAAGUAAUAGCCAGAAAGAUGGUCUUAGUGGGUUUAUGGUGCAUACAGAUGGAUCCAACAAAUCGACCAUCAAUCAGCAAAGUGGUGGAUAUGUUAGAAGGAAACCUUGAAUCUUUGCCAAUUCCUCCCAAGCCUUACUUAUCUUCUCCUCCAAGACAACAACUAGCUGAUUCUUUUACCACAUCAAUAUCUUAAUUGUUUUUAU